Messenger RNA from Entelurus aequoreus (snake pipefish), 4721 nucleotides. Its product is annotated as peroxisomal succinyl-coenzyme A thioesterase-like. Gene Ontology annotation, molecular function: fatty acyl-CoA hydrolase activity. The transcript is spliced from 12 exons. Bases 747 to 2261 code for a protein of 504 amino acids. Gene Ontology annotation, biological process: acyl-CoA metabolic process; fatty acid metabolic process. NCBI's taxonomy places the organism in Eukaryota, Metazoa, Chordata, Actinopteri, Syngnathiformes, Syngnathidae. The record is from RefSeq and is a predicted model, not a curated record.
CCAUCUUGUCCACUAGCGACGCUGAGAUCAUUAUUCAUGCGUUCGUUACGUCUCGUCUCGAUUACUGUAACGUAUUAUUUUCGGGCCUCCCUAUGUCUAGCAUUAAAAGAUUACAGUUGGUACAAAAUGCGGCUGCAAGGCUUUUGACAAAAACAAGAAAGUUUGAUCAUAUUACGCCUAUACUGGCUCACUUGCACUGGCUUCCUGUGCACUUAAGAUGCGACUUUAAGGUUUUACUACUUACGUAUAAAAUAUUACACGGUUUAGCUCCAGCCUAUCUCGCCGAUUGUAUUGUACCAUAUGUCCCGACAAGAAAUCUGCGUUCAAAGAACUCCGGCUUAUUAGUGAUUCCCAGAGCCAAAAAAAAGUCUGCGGGCUAUAGAGCGUUUUCUAUUCGGGCUCCAGUACUCUGGAAUGCCCUCCCGGUAACAGUUAGAGAUGCUACCUCAGUAGAAGCAUUUAAGUCCCAUCUUAAAACUCAUUUGUAUAAUCUAGCCUUUAAAUAGACCCCCCCUUUUUUAGACCAGUUGAUCUGCCGUUUCUUUUCUUCUCUCCUCUUCUCCCCUGUCCCUUGCGAGGGGGAGUCGCAUAGGUCCGGUGGCCAUGGAUGAAGUGCUGGCUGUCCAGAGCCGGGACCCCGGGUGGACCACUAGCCUGUGCAUCGGUUGGGGACAUCUCUGCGCUGCUGACCCGUCUCCGCUCGGGAUGGUUUCCUGUUGGCCCCGCUGUGGACUGGACUCCCGCUGAUGUGUUGGAUCCACUGUGGACUGGACUUUCACAAUGUUAUGUCAGACCCACUCGACAUCCGUUGCUUUCGGUCUCCCCUAGAGGGGGGGGGUUACCCACAUAUGCGGUCCUCUCCAAGGUUUCUCAUAGUCAUUCACCGACGUCCCACUGGGGGAGACAAGACGGGACCGCCAACGGAUCAGCCACUCAUGGCGCUCCUUAAAAAAGAAUACACCCCCUGCAGACGAGUGUCCGCCAUGUCUCAGGCUGCCCCAGCCAUAAUGUCUGUCAGCCCCAGCCGGGCCCUAGUGGAUGAGGCGUUCAAGGUGCUGGUGGAGAAUCUGCCUCCAGGAGCUCCUGUGACCCUGCGCUCCCUCCACCAAUCAGAGGACAAAGACCACUGGGAGGCUUACGGCCACUACGUCAGCGACCCCACGGGAGCGGUGUCUGUCACAGACGACUUAAGCCUCGGAGGGACUUACCAAGGAAAAGAAGCCAUGGGUCUGCUGUGGAGCAUGCGGCCUGUUCCUGGUAGCCGUACGGGCCUCAGGCUGCGGAAGUUGAACGUGUGCAGCCCCAUGCUGGUCGCCAUCUCCGUCUACAGUGGCCAUGUUUGCGACAAUUUCAGCCAGCAGCCUCCUCUGGCCACCGUGCUCACGGAGCGAUGGUACAUGGCGCCGGGGGUCUGCCGGCUCGACGUCAAGGACAGAGGGGUACGAGGGACCCUCUUCAUUCCUCCAGGUCCAGGACCAUUCCCGGGGAUGCUGGACAUGUGGGGGGGCGGCGGGGGGCUUCUGGAGUAUCGCUCGGCCUUGUUGGCGACGCACGGUUAUGCCUCUUUGGCGUUGGAGUAUUUUGCCCCCGGCGAGCUGGCGUCCACUGACUUGGAGGUGGACUACUUUGAAAAGGCCUUUGAAAUGGUCAGGCAGCAUCCCGCAGUCAUUCCAGACAAGGUGGGAAUUCUGGGCCUCUCCCUCGGCACUACAGUCGCCAUGUAUUUGGCGUCCGAGAGCACCGUCGUCAAGCCAACGUGUUGCGUUUGCAUCAGUGGCAGCCAUUUUUACCCACGAGGCAAAACCCUGAGCGGAGUCCACGGAGACGUUCGAAAGAUCCGCAUGGAUGAGAACCAGAAUCUGAUCUGGCGAGACCUCGUGGAAGUCUCCAGCGACCUGUCAAGGAAAAUGGACGUGAGGAGAAUUAAUUGUCCAAUCUUGUUGGUCAACGGCCUCGAUGACCAGAACCACCCCACCGUGGAGUUUGCCGAGGAUAUUUUCCAGAUGAUGCGUUCAGUAGGGAAAGACCACCUCUUGACGCGUCUAGAGUACCCUGGCACGGGACACCUGAUCGAGCCACCAUAUUCGCCUCACUUUAGAGCUACCAACUUCAUGUGGGACAGCAAAAAGGCCAAAGUGACCCUACUGUGGGGUGGACAAACCCAGGCCCACUCGCACGCUCAGGAGGACUCGUGGAGGAAGAUUUUGGCGUUUCUGCAGCAGCAUCUGUACUCCAGACCGAGUCCAAGAGCCAGGAUGUGAAGCUGAGCCUCACCAUGACGUGUGGGACCACCAGAUGGUGGGCUCUUGUUUCUCACUAUGAUCAUGGACACCAUCUUAUUGUGUUGGUGUGGACACAUCAGUUUGCUUGGAUCACAAAGCCCAACAAUGUUUAACAGCUAAGUAGUCACACAACUACACUGUUUUUUUUUUUUACAUUUUAGGAGACAUUCAUAUUCCAACACUCCAAAAAUGAUUUGUACAUUAAUUUGCAAAUGUGUCAGACAAAACGUGUGCCUAAGUAGUCACAGCCUUUUUCCUUCCACAAACUUAGCACAAUCUUUGGGGCGUUUGACUUAUUCCGCAUGUUUGCAUCCCUCCAGAGAUGUUCAAGUCUUGGCUCGGGCUGGUCCACUCAAAAGCAUUUACAAAGUUGCCAUAGCAACGUUGUCCUGCUGAGCAAUGAAGUGUCGCCCCAGCCUGAGGCGAAGGUUUUCAUCCAGGAUGCGUCUGGACAUUCAUUUUUUUAUCUAUAAUCUCUCUUGUGAGAGAGAUCUCAGGGGCAGUACGGCGUAGUGGAUAGAGCGGCCGUGCCAGAAACCUGAGGGUUCGCUCCCCGCCUCUUGACAUCCAAAUCGCUGCCGUUGUGUCUUUGGGCAGGACACUUCACCCUAGCCCCCGGUGCCACUCACACUGGUGAAUGAAUGAUAGGUGGUGGUCGGAGGGGCCGUAGGCGCAAACUGGCAGCCUCGCUUCCGUCAGUCUACUCCAGGGCAGCUGUGGCUACAAAUGUAGCUUACCACCACCAGGUGUGAAUGAAUGAUGGGUUCCCACUUCUCUGUGAGCGCUUUGAGUAUCUAAUAAUAGAAAAGCGCGAUAUAAAAUCUAAUCCAUUAUUAUAAUUAUUAUUAUUAUCUUGUUUAUCCAAACCAUGCACCAAUCAAUACAAUAUGAAAGCAAACAUAAACAUAAGAAGCCUCUGAAGGAUGAUCAGUGAACACAGGAAGAUGCUGUGAAUACUUAUCCAUCCAUCCAUCCAUUUUCUUCCGCUUAUCCGAGGUCGGGUCGCGGGGGCAGCAGCCUAAGCAGAGAAGCCCAGACUUCCCUCUCCCCAGCCACUUCGUCCAGCUCCUCCCGGGGCAUCCCGAGACGUUCCCAGGCCAGCCGGGAGACAUAGUCUUCCCAACGUGUCCUGGGUCAUUCCCUUGGCCUCCUGCCGGUCGGACGUGCCCCGAACACCUCCCUAGGGAGGCGUUCGGGUGGCAUCCUGAGCAGAUGCCCGAACCACCUCAUCUGGCUCCUCUCCAUGUGGAGGAGCAGCUGCUUUACUUUGAGUUCCUCCCGGAUGACAGAGCUUCUCACCCUAUCUCUAAGGGAGAGAAACUCAUUUGGGCCGCUUGUACCCGUGAUCUUGUCCUUUCGGUCAUAACCCAAAGCUCAUGACCAUAGGCGAGGAUGGGAACGUAGAUCCCAUCUCAGCUCCUUCACCACAGAGGAUCGAUACAGCAUCCGCAUUACUGAAGACGCCGCACCGAUCCGCCUGUCGAUCUCACGAUCUACUCCUCCCUCACUCGUGAGCAAGACUCCGAGGUACUUGAACUCCUCCACUUGGGGCAAGAUCUCCUCCCCAACUUGGUGAUGGCACUCCACCCUUUCCCGGGCGAGAACCAUGGACUCUGACUUGGAGGUGCUGAUUUUCAUUCCAAUCGCUUCACACUCGGCUGCGAACCGAUCCAGUGAGAGCUGAAGAUCCUGGGCAGUUGAAGCCAUCAGGACCACAUCAUCUGCAAAAAGCAGAGACCUAAUCCUGCAGCCACCAAACCGGAUACCCUCAACGCCCUGACUGCGCCUAGAAAUUCUGUCCAUAAAAGUUAUGAACAGAAUCGGUGGCAAAGGGCAGCCUUGGCGGAGUCCAACCCUCACUGGAAACGUGUCCGACUUACUGCCGGCAAUGCGGACCAAGCUCUGACACUGAUCAUACAGGGAGCGCCACAAUCAGACAGUCCAAUACCCCAUACUCUCUGAGCACUUCCCACAGUCCUGUGGGGAGUGCUGUGAAUACUUAUGUGAUGUUUUAAUACAUUUGCAAAUAUUUCGAACAAAUAUUAUCCCAUGUUGUCUUACAGAGUGUUGCGUGUAGAAAAAGAAUUCCGCUUUGGAAUAAAGCGGUAAAAUUAACAAAAUGGUGGAAAAGCAAAGCUCUGUGAAAACUUUCCAAUGCACUCGACUAUUGCAAUAGUUAGCAUUAGCAUUGCAAAAACAACUGCAACUCAUUGAACUGUUUUAUUGCUCUGACCUUUAAAUAUGUUGUACCUGGUAAGUAUUCUUUACCACAAAUUGAUUGGGUGUAAUGAUUAGGUUCAUGGUCACAUGCAAGUUGCUAGAACUUAAACGUUAGCUACCUCGCACUUCAAUCACAGUGUUUUAAAUGACUUAAAUACGUAUUUAUAUUAAUGUCAGCCUUAUCUUAUAUUCACUGUUGAAAAUAACAAAUAAAUGUUU